CAAACACGCGCUCUGCACCUUCUGCUCAUAGUUAUUAUAUUACACGUAACGGCCCCACUGCAACAGCUCAGUUCUGCAUAUAAAUACAAUGCCUGCCCUUCCCAUGGCUUCUCAUGUGAUCCUUUCUUGCUGCUCUGCCAUCUUCUCCUCAUCCAAAUUUGCUCACUGAAAUCUUCUAUCAAACAAGCCAUUCUACUCGAGUGCCAAAAUGGCAGGUAAAAGGCUUCGCGAUGCAUCCGGUCACGAGCUCGACACAAAGGAGGACAAACGGAUGCGAUCCCUGCCUUCUCUCUCAACUAUAAUUAGGGAAGCUGUGAAGGCACAAUCGGUGCAGAAUUUCUGUAUGGCUUUAGAACCCUUGCUUCGAAGAGUGGUCAAAGAGGAGGUGGAGCAUGCACUAUUUCAAGGGGCACGAGCACUUCAGAGAUCUCCCCCAAUGCAAAUCCAAGUAGCAGAAUCAUCAUCAAGCUUCAAGCUUAUUUUCAGUAAACCACUUUCACUCCCAAUCUUCACAGGGAGCAAGAUAGAAGAUGAAGAUAAUAAUCCACUCCAAAUCCUCCUCAUAGACACAAAAAAUGGGAAAAGGCCCCUCAACCCCCUACCAUCAUCCAUGAAAGUAGAAAUAGUGGUCCUCGAUGGUGAUUUUCCUUCAGAGAAUCAUCACGAGGAUUGGACUAGUGAAGAGUUCAAGAACAGCAUCAUUAGAGAACGAACAGGGAAAAGGCCAUUGCUCAUCGGGGAUGUUCUCGUCAACUUAUUAAGAGAUGGGAUCGCUUCCAUUGGAGAACUUGCAUUCACAGAUAACUCAAGUUGGAUAAGGAGCAGAAACUUUAGACUUGGUGCCAGAAUUGUGAUGGCGAGUAAGGAAGAACCAAGCAUGAUUAGAGAAGCAAUGACAGAACCUUUUGUUGUCAAAGAUCACCGAGGAGAACUGUACAGAAAACACCACCCACCAACUCUUGGAGAUGAGGUUUGGCGACUAGAGAAGAUAGGGAAGGAUGGGGCCUUUCAUAAGAGGCUAGCUGCCAAGGGCAUCAAGACUGUCCAAGACUUGUUGAAGUUAUGGGUUUUGGAUCCUCAUCACCUCAGGGAGAUGCUCGGAGCAGGGAUGUCAGACCGAAUGUGGGAAGUAACCAUCAGUCAUGCGAGGACUUGCAACAUUGAUGACAAGAUCUACUUGCAUCGUGCGUCGAAUUGCACUGUUCUGUUGAACCCCAUAUGCCAAGUCAUGGGGGCUGUUUUUGAUGGAUUAACAUACUGGCCAACCCAGUUUAAUCCUAUGCAGAAAAGUUAUGUAGAACAGCUGGUCUUAGAAGCAUACAGACACUGGGAUAGACUGGAAGAGGUUGAUGGACCCUACAAUACAUAUAGUGCUUUACUGCAAAAUGAGCCAGCCCAGCAAGUUGUUAUGGGGUCCUCCAGGUAUUUGGGUCACGAAGAGAGCAUGAGAAGAGAGUGCAAAAACUGGGAAUUCAAUCAAGUAGGUGGUCUUGUGAGCAAUCCUCAAGUGGAAAUAAGUUGCUGGAUGCAAACAACCACAAAAAUUCAACAGCCAACAGUUCAACAAGGCGAUGCAUACGAUAUGUCAGACUUGUCAUCAGACACGACUCUGUCUUAGAUUUAGUUCAAGCCAUAUCCAUUUGAAUCUCAGCUAGAGACUUAUGCAGUGUGCUAAUAGGAGAAUCCUUGUUACUUGUGUAGUGAAGGAUGUAUUAUAAAUCCCUCCCCAAAACACAGAAAAAAAUGUGUUAAGAACCCCUUUGCACUACACUGGUUGCUGAUUCUCAGAUAUUAA
Elaeis guineensis (African oil palm) is the source of this 1795-nucleotide messenger RNA. Its product is annotated as protein SAR DEFICIENT 1. Gene Ontology annotation, molecular function: DNA-binding transcription factor activity; sequence-specific DNA binding; calmodulin binding. The record is from RefSeq and is a predicted model, not a curated record. NCBI's taxonomy places the organism in Eukaryota, Viridiplantae, Streptophyta, Magnoliopsida, Arecales, Arecaceae. Gene Ontology annotation, biological process: regulation of salicylic acid biosynthetic process. Gene Ontology annotation, cellular component: nucleus.